AUGAUUCCAAAGGUUUUGACAACCAAGGAGAAAGAGCGGGAGAUGCAGGCGAAGUACGAGAGACAACUCGCUGGUAUUCCGGAACCACCCCCGACGGUGGAGUAUGUACCAAAUGAGGAUUACUAUAACCCACCUCAAUAUACGAAGUGGGAGUACCUCAAAAUGGUCAUGACUCCCCGUCCAAAAAUUCCGGCUACCCUCACCACCACCUACCAAUUCCACGACCCAUACGCGGAGAAUACCAAUCUUUUCGACUAUCGGGAUAUGUAUACCGAUAGGUCGGAGGAAACCCUCCGUCGUUGGUUUCCUCGCUACUACCAGUCAGACGACGAAGAGAGGCUUGCUGAGAGGUACGUGGAGGAUGCCUCAGCAUCAGUAGGCGUCGUGGAUCAAUAUUCAAUCUAUGACAACCCUGGCGCUGGGCGGGCUCCUCCCCGUACCCCAUCCCCAUCAGCAAGCCUCGACUAA
Orbilia oligospora ATCC 24927 is the source of this 468-nucleotide messenger RNA. RefSeq lists its product as uncharacterized. The record is from RefSeq and is a predicted model, not a curated record. The transcript has a single exon. NCBI's taxonomy places the organism in Eukaryota, Fungi, Ascomycota, Orbiliomycetes, Orbiliales, Orbiliaceae. Bases 1 to 468 code for a protein of 155 amino acids.